CCCCGAUGAAAUGCGCACAACCAGCUCAACUUGUCCUCGACCCAGGAUGGUGAAUGUGAUAAACCUGGAUCGAUUGACGAAGCAGUGUUCCGAAGCACCUGAAUCCAGGAAGGUGGAAACUUUUUCGUGAUUUUGUGACGUGGUUUCCGUGGUACAAGUUAUCGGUAGAGAUUUGUGCAAUUGACUACUACUCAGAAUGGAAGCAGGUGGUCUUCCACAUCCAAUUCUGAGCAGCUCGUCAGACUUUUUGCACACACCAUCGCAGCGUGGUGACAUACCAUCGCUGUUAAGUGGUAGUCGUAGGGAUGGCCUGUGUGUAAUUCACUGGGGGCGAAAGCAUGGCAUGGGUGUUAGGAUAAUUCGACGAUGUUGCUUGGCGUGCUUCUUUCGCUUGUCGAUGGGCAGCAACGAGCAUGGGGUUGGGUUCUUUUCCCCGUGGAGCUUUCCACCAUGAUGGAGCCUGUCCUUCUUUGCCGCCGCCACGCGCCCAACACACUCGCUGGUGAUGUGUACCACCACAUGCAGUACACGUAGUCGCACCUCCCGGAUUUGUUGGGGCAUGAAUAGUUAGCGCUUUUGUCGAAUCCUUUGUAUCCUCCUCGUUGAUCUUCUUCAGCCAUACCAUUU
This is a messenger RNA of Mycena citricolor, 627 nucleotides long. NCBI's taxonomy places the organism in Eukaryota, Fungi, Basidiomycota, Agaricomycetes, Agaricales, Mycenaceae. The record is from the annotation of a GenBank genome assembly.